Messenger RNA from Tachysurus vachellii, 3429 nucleotides. RefSeq names its product tudor domain containing 1 (gene tdrd1). Lineage: Eukaryota; Metazoa; Chordata; Actinopteri; Siluriformes; Bagridae. The record is from RefSeq and is a predicted model, not a curated record. The transcript is spliced from 24 exons. The coding region runs from base 25 to 3354 and encodes 1109 amino acids.
UUUAUAGUAGUGACAAAGUACAGGAUGAACCGUGCCUUUUCUCCAUCAAUGGUCAGGCCAACCCUGCCUUUGAGAAGACCUGCAUUAAGUCCAGAUUGUGUGACCCCUGUAAUUAGCAACCAGGGUGCUGCAAAACUGUGUAAUUAUUGCAGUAAGCAAGGUAAUCUCAGGUGCACACACUGCAAAAGGAUUUGCUACUGCUCUGAAGCUUGUCAGACACAGGAUUGGAAGGCCCAUCGCCACAUUUGUAAACUUAGUGCUCAAGAAAACACUGCAAGCAACAAACCAACGGAGUCCCUGACUUUACCUUGUGAAGAUGGAGCUAGUGUUUUAGAAUCCAAAAUGAUCAAUAGUCAUGUGGUUAAAACAAACAGAGUUUAUCUUCGUGAUUUACGCAAGAACAACCUCUCUAAAGGAGAUGAAUUCCAAGCGGCUGUGGUGGAAAUGCAGAGCCCUGGGAAGUUCUUCAUCCACAUCCAGUCAGUGGAAAUGGUUGAGACCAUGAAGAACAUCACUCUAAAUCUACAGAAGGUCUAUGGUGGUUCACCUGUGUCUGAGUACAAGCCUGAAAUUGGGGAGAUCUGUGCUGUGAAAUUCUCUGUUGAUCAGAACUGGUAUCGGGGUGAAAUAGAGUUUGUUGAUUUGACUCACAACACUGCCAAAGUGCUUUACAUAGACUUUGGAAAUGAAGAGGAGGUCAAAUUUGACCAGAUAUGCCCCCUGUCAGCACAUAUUGAUGCUGCACCCCCAUGUGCGCUACAGUGUUGUAUUGCUGGAGUAACUGCAAUCACAAGCAGUUGGACAGCCGAAUGUUGUAUUGCAUUGAGGCAGCUGGUUGCUGGAAAGAGUCUGACUUUCACUGUGGUGGAAGUCCUGAACACUAGCUCUGUGUUUGCUGUAGAUGCGCCCCUGUCCAUGCUUGGUAAGAAUAUGAGUACUUUCCUAAUUGAUCAGGGCUAUGCAUUGAAGGACAGCACUUCCACAAAGCCACACAUCAAGCAAGAUAUCAAUUCUAUAAUGACUGCAUCAUUUGAAAUCUUCAAGCGUUUGUCUGAUGGGAAAAAUGAGAACACCGAGGCACAGCCACCUGAGCCCUUGAGUCAAGACGUUGGAGAUACAUUCACAGCUAUAGUCACACAUCUACAGUCCCCAUCAGAGAUCAUCUGCCAGAAGCUAGAAAAUGCCAGUGUUCUUCAGCAGUUACAAAAGAGUUUGGGAGAAUUGUGUACCAAGACUCAGGCCAGUGAAAACUUUCGACCUGCUCCUGGAACUGUCUGCUGUUCUCUUUUCUCAGAGGACAAUCAGUGGUAUAGGGCUAAAGUCUUGGCAUAUUCCUCAGAGGAUCGUGUGUGCGUGGGUUACAUAGACUUCGGGAAUUCAGAAGAGGUGUUGUUGAAUCAGUUGCGUCCUAUCAGUAUGGAUCUCUUAGCUUUGUCUUCUCAAGCAAUCCCAUGUGCCCUGGCAGGUAUUAAGCCCACUUCAGAGGUGUGGUCAGAGGAGACAAUAGUCACACUGAAACAACUGGUCUGUAACCGCUUCAUCUGUGUGGAGAUUCUUGGAGAGCGAGAUGGAACAGCUUUAGUCUCAAUGGUUGUUGAGUCCAGUGAUCCUCAGACUAAUGUAGCUGAGCUGCUGGUUGCUUCAGGUCAUGCUUCUGCUGGAACUAUGGAGACAAAAAAGGAGAAAGCAUGUAAAUGUCCUGAUGAUCCUGAAGACAAACUGGAGUGGUCUUGUUCAGAACUCCCCACUGAUGGCCAGAAGGUGGUGCUAGUGAUCAGUGUACUGGAUAAUCCGGGACAAUUUUACUGCUACAAUUACAGUGCAGAUGUCAUGCAGACCCUGGCAGAAUUGUCCACUGCUCUGAUGAAGCACUGUGAGGCUGAUAGGACUCCUUUCAACCCUGUUGUUGGAAAACCCUGUUGUGCUCGCUUCAGUGAUGGGAGCUGGUACAGGGGCAUUCUUCAGGACCUUGAGAGAGAUGGAACUGCCAAAGUGUUCUUUGUAGAUUAUGGGAACACUUGUAAAGUACAAUCAGCCCAUCUAAAAGCCAUCAAACCUAGCCUCCUCAAACAUCCUUUUCAGGCCAUAUGUUGUUCUCUUGCAGGACUUGAACCUGUAGGAGGGGAGUGGAGUAAAGAUGCAGUGCAGAAGUUCCGUAAUCUGUGUUUGGGGAAGCAACUCACUGGCACAGUGGUAUCUGUCACUGAGAAAGGUUAUGGAGUGGAGCUGGAGUGUAGCGGUGACAACGUUGCUGCUGUACUCAUUGCAGAAAAGCUAGUAAAACCUUUGGGACAGGAGAACAAGCCUGAUGCACAAGCAGCCACAUUCAAUGAAACUGCAGAAGCAUCUUCUGCACCGGUGACUGCUGAGAAUCACCUGUGUGCUGAGCAGCCAGUUAAACCCACUGGACAAAAACCUGCCACAGCACAGACUGACGCAUCAACUGCUUCAUUUCCUCUGGACUGGAAGACCGUGGAGUUGCCUCACAGUGAGACUUUCCAGCCUCAGGUUGCAGCAGUGACCAGCCCGAGUCUCUUCUAUGUGGUGAAUCCUAGAGAGGUGAACAUAGAGAAGUUGCAGAGUGUUAUGACGGAUGUGAUGAAGUAUUGCAGCAAACAGACCGUGCCCAACCAGAGCAUGCCUUUACCUGGAGCAGCCUGCUGUGCUCAGUUUUCAGGUGAUAAAAAUUGGUACAGAGCUGUUGUGUUGGAAGCUACAAGCAAAUAUGCGGGUGUGAUUUAUGCAGACUAUGGGAACAUUGAGAAGGUUUCCAUCUCCAGCCUUCUGCCAAUCCCGAAGGCACUUCUGCAGCACCCCUUUCAAAUAGCUAGAUGUGCUCUUUCAGGUGAUGAACACUUUCCGACUGUGUGGCCUCCUGAGGUCCUGGAGCUUUUUGGUAUACAGAUGAGUGGCAAAGUACUGGCCUCUGUGGAUCAUUUUGAUGGCACCUUUAACCUGCUAAAUGUUACCAAGCCCAAAGCCCAAGGAGGCAGCAGCAUCAACUCUAUUAUUGUUGAUGCACUGAAGAAAUCUGGCAAGUCUAGCACAAAAUCAUUGACCCAAGACACACAGGCCCAGGGAUAUGAGCAGACACAGGCUGGUGUUUCAUCGUCUGCCUCAGCUUAUAAUUUACCUACAGAAACUGAGAAUCUCAAACCUCAAAGUCUCAAAAAAGAAAAUACAAAGACAACGAUUGCAAGCACAGAAAAGGGUGAUCCAAAGACCCCUCCAGAUUCAACAGCUACCAGUAAUGCUCCUGCUACGUGCUGUUGUGUGACCCUUGAGCAGAAGAUUAACAAAAUUGAGGAGUUGCUACUACUUCUUGUGAAGCAAACGGGUGGAAGACCUAUGUAAAUUAUGCCUGUUUAUACAGUUUAAGCCAUACAGUUUAUAUGUUUAACAGUUUAUAGCCAUUAUAGUUUGUUGAAA